AUGGGUCGCGCAAGUUUUACUUCAUCCAUUUGGCACUCUAGGAUCCGUCUUUUCGCAUUUUCUGUAAUUUUUUUUUUGCUCACACUUUUAUUGGAUUUAAUUAGUGACCAGGACCCUGGCGACAAUUAUCCUGAACAAAAUGCAGAAACGAGUUUCAAUGAAGACUUUGACUAUGCUCUUGAAGCUUUGAAUUAUAUGUAUGAUCUUCAAAACGGAAAAGCUGAAAUUCUUCCAGUAGUUGAACAGUUGUUACUAAUUGAUAUUUUGACUUUGAAGCCAAAACGGGUAAAUGUAAUAUGGCGAUGUGGCUUAAAGUGGCCUACGCACUUUUUAAACGAAGGAUGGUUGUCGGUUAAUGAUUUUCAUAUAUUUUCUGCUACCAUAGAUGACAACUUGUCAGUUGUGGUUGAAGCUACUGUGCGAGAAAUUUGGCAGCGAGCAUGGGACCCUAGAAGUUUUUUUUACAUUCCCAAUUUGAUCAGCUGUCCACUUCCGGAAUAUUUUGUCGAAAAAGAGCAUCUGGCUGUGUCUGUUGUGAAUAGCGCUUGUCGGGGAAGCGACGAAGCCAUACGGGUCAGGAGGACAAAACCACCGAAGAAUGGUAAAAAAAUAUGGUUGUUUCAAAUAGAAAUGAAUAGAUUGGUUGUCAGAAAACUUAAGGUUCCACUAACUCUUCCCGGUAAUUCACCUAAUAAUCCAUUUACAAGAAGCCAUUUUAUUUGGAGGAAUAGGCAACAGAAACGUCGUCAUGAGCUAAUUCCAUACAAUGAUUGUUUGUACAGGCAUAUUGACACUCAUAACUAUAUUUUGAUUGUGGAUACCGACGAGCUUGUUGUUCCCUUGCAGAGUAACAACUGGUCAGAGCUACUUCGAGUUACGAUUGGAAAUGAAACAAAACAUCCUGUAACUUCGAUAUCUGUCCGAAACGUUUUCAAAUUUGUUACAAAUUCAUCUGAUUCUAACGUCCCUGAAUAUAUGUUCAUGUUAAGAAAUAGACGGAUGUCUAAACUUCUCAGCAAACCUAAUGAAUAUGGCAAAAGUUUCACAAGUACGGAUACCGUGGCAACCGUAUUCAAUCAUUUUGCUCUUCACCGACAAUACGGCAAUGUUUCAAGGACGAUUCAUGCACAUCCAGACGUAGCACUAAAACUUCAUUACAAAAUUACAUGCCCGAUAGAAUCACGAAAGCAGUGUUUUCUUUACCAGAACGAGACUGUUGAUGAUAAAAGUCUGGACAGGUUUGCAGAUGAUCUUAUAACACGGGUUACGCGUGUGCUAAAUUUACUGAAAUUGAAGUAA
This is a messenger RNA of Enterobius vermicularis (human pinworm), 1299 nucleotides long. The record is from the annotation of a GenBank genome assembly. NCBI's taxonomy places the organism in Eukaryota, Metazoa, Nematoda, Chromadorea, Rhabditida, Oxyuridae.